Molecule: messenger RNA, 2196 nt
Organism: Rhincodon typus (whale shark)
Lineage: Eukaryota; Metazoa; Chordata; Chondrichthyes; Orectolobiformes; Rhincodontidae
Product: carboxylesterase 5A-like
Source: RefSeq, a predicted model, not a curated record
AUGGGAGAUGGCCCACAUCAGUCUCCAGGCAACAAAAUGUUCUCCCUUUGGUCACGGCUGAGGGUGGCCACUGGAUACGAGAUGUGCCUGCAGAAAUUCAGAAAACAUCUGGGGCCAUUCCCGGUGCCUGCCAGUGAGGACUGCUUGUAUCUCAGCGUCUAUACUCCAGUCCAUCCUUCACAGCAAAACAUCUCUCUGCCUGUUAUGGUCUAUAUCCAUGGAGGAGCCUUCAUUCUGGGCAAGAGUUCUUCCUUUAGUGGGACAGCCCUGGCCGGUUAUGGCAAUGUCGUGGUGGUGAUAAUUCAGUACAGGAUCAGUGUGGCUGGCUUCCUCAGCACAGGAGAUGAAUAUGCUCGAGGGAAUUUUGGGUUCCUGGACCAAUUGGCAGCCCUGCAGUGGGUACAGAAGAAUAUUCAUGAGUUUGGUGGGAACCCAGGAAUGGUUACACUGUUCGGACAGUCAGUUGGAUCACUCAGUGUCUCACUGCAUAUUUUAUCUCCACUAUCCACUGGUUUGUUCCAUCAGGCAAUACUGGAAAGUGGGAGCGCUCUAAUGCCAGGAUUGGUGCCUCCAGUGCCAACCCAGCUGGCUCACAUGAUCGCUCAGAUAGCAGGAUGUAACUGCACUCAGUCACAGCUGCUGCUGCACUGCCUCAGUAUCAAGACUGAGGAAGAGAUGGCUGAAAUCACCACGAGACUGAAUGAACUGUACCAGUUAAUUCCUGCUCUCGUUGUGGAUGGAUAUUUCCUUCCUGAUAAUCCCUGGAAGAUGUUCCAGGACGGACGGUUUCAGAAAAUCCCCAUCCUGGUUGGAGUGACAACAGAGGAGUUGAUAGGGAGCCUUGUCCAUCCAGAGAAAAUCAUUUUACCCAACUGGAAAGCAGGAAUAAAAGAACAAAUUCAGGAGAAAAUUAACCAGUUUAUAAAACCCCUGUUUGGUGAGGAGAAUGCAGACCUGAUUUUUGAUGAAUACUUUGAGGAUGUGAAUGACUCUGACACACUGAAAGAGUGGUACCUCGACCUGUUUGGUGAUGUGUUCAUAACUAUUCCAAAUCUGAGAGCUGCUCAGUAUUACAAAGAUGCUGGGAACCCUGUGUUUUUGUAUGAGUUCCAGCACCGAGCAAGUUACUAUGAACAAAGAAUACCCCAAUUUAAGAAAGCUCCUCAUUCAGCUGAGCUAUCCUUUGUCUUCGGAGGGCCCUUCGUUCCUGCUUUUAAUACGUUACUCGGUAACAUGACUGAAGGAGAAAAGAAUCUGAGCAAGUUGAUGAUGUCAUACUGGGCCAGCUUUGCGUGGAAUAGGAAUCCUAACAGAAAUGACUUACCAGUUUGGCCGAUGAACAAUGACUCUGGAAAAUACAUGCAAUUCAACCUGGCCCUGCAAAUAGGCAACAAUUUAAAGAAUGACAAGCUCAAAUUUUGGUCUAACAAACCUCCAAAGAUAAUUGCAAAAAUACCAGUCUAGUUUAAAGCUCAUUCCAAUUCAGUCCUCCAUUUGGAAUGUCAUGAAAUGUUUAACCUCAUGGAUGGGAAAGCAAAUAUACAUUGUACCAACACAUACAAAGGCACAACACACACAUGACCUGACAAAACUGCACAUACAAACAUACACACACACACACAAAUACAACUAUACACACACAAAUGUACGCACACAUAAACACAUACACAUACAUACAGCCACAUAUAUUUCUAUAGAUUCUCACAUAAUCAGAUGUUGGACAUACCUUUCUCACAUACUAAUUGAAGUACAGGGCUUGUUCUGCUGGACAGACAAGAUACAAAAAGGAAAGUGACACCAAACAGAAGUUUGAAUUGACCUUACGUUCAUUGCUAGGAUGUGGAGGGACCGGUAUCGGACUGGGAUGGACAAGGUUAGAGAUCACACAACACCAAAUUAUAGUCCAACAGGUUUAUUUAAAAACACAAGCUGUGUCUGUGUGUGAAACUACCUCUCUCACUAACAUCCAAAGAAGAAGUGAGGUUCUGAAAGCUUGUGUUUUCAAAUAAACCUGUUGGAUUAUAACCAGGUGUCGUAUGAUUUCUGACCUUAUUCAUUGCCAGAUCAUUAGAAAUGAACUGUAAAGCCAAGAUUUUGUUGUAUUAGAGAACAAGCUGAGAACAACAAUCACAACACAGUCAGUGAAUCCAACAACCAGCAAACAUAAAACAAAUAAAAUUUAGAAUACUAGCAUGA